UAUAACUUCCUGGAAGCCGAGUUCAUGAUCAGCCGUUGUUAUUUGAGUACCGCACACCUUAUACGGUGUUGCCUGAUAUAAAAUUCACAGACGUACACGUCAUUCAAAAUGGAUAUUGAAUAUCAUAUCAACUUUGAAUACUCUGGCACAUUUGUGAAAUAGAUGACGCUCCUUCGCGCCUCUGUUUAGAAAAUUCUCGUGAUAUUUCUCGUCUAAACAUGAGUGAGUUUUACUUGGAAGAUGGUAAUUGGGUGAAGAAUAUUUCAGGCUCGGGCGAUGAGAGACCGCGGGGAAGUCGUUUUAAGACAUGGAAACAGUUCUACAUCGGGCACAACGGACGAACAUGGCCUCGGUAUUGUUGUAUCGACCAGUGUAUGGAACGUGCUGAUGGUGGGGGUCACGUGAACAUUCAAGGAAGACGUGGUGCGUUUAUCGUACCCAUGUGCGACAGACUGCACAAUACUGCUCAAAAUAUGGAAUGGUUGCCAGUGAGGGAAGGCACCAUUGCAUUGCACGUGGACAAUCACGUGGAGGAGGCCCCAAUCAUAGAAGAUAACAGUAACUGGUGUGCGAUUUCCUGAUUUUGAUGAUACUGAAGAUAUAUCCACACAUUUUUUCCUUCUUGCGUCCGAUUAUAGCCUCGCUUUCAUCUAGAUACAUCUGGACGUUUUUUUGCAACCCGCCUUUGCUUAACUGAAUAUUUGAUCUAGUCCUGUGUGCUACACUGUUUGGGCUUUAUCGUGCAUGAAGAUGGAACAAUUUAUGUUAAGUAAAGACUAAUUUAUAUUUUUAUUCUGUCUAUAGUUGAUAAACUAACUGAUUUGACAGAAAGAUGUGAAUGAAAUUUAAAAUUUAAGCUAAUUUAUAGUAAAGUAGAAGCUAUAAUAUACUGAAAUAUAGGACAUAUUUAAUCUUUUUUGUGUCUUCGACACUAUGCAUGGAUGAUAUAAUGUAGGCAUGCAAUCUGCAAGACGGUGCCAGUUAUAAAUAAAGAGAAAUAGGAAGCUCCUUGCUUCAAUGCCGGAAAUUGGAAAGUUCCAAGACUUUUUUGGUCACAUUUGUGC
Messenger RNA from Dendronephthya gigantea, 1064 nucleotides. RefSeq lists its product as uncharacterized. Lineage: Eukaryota; Metazoa; Cnidaria; Anthozoa; Malacalcyonacea; Nephtheidae. The coding region runs from base 219 to 581 and encodes 120 amino acids. The record is from RefSeq and is a predicted model, not a curated record. The transcript is spliced from 2 exons.